AUGUCUACCAUAUCCAGUCAAAGAGAUGAUCCAGCUUACCAUCAGAGCAAAAUUCACAGCUUCAAACUUCUUAUCAUGUCUACCUGUUUCCUUACUGAUGACCUUGUCACCUCUGAGGAUGAUGGUAACCAGAAAAAGUACCUUGGAGUGUGUAAACUACCAGGGGAGAACAGACGGCAUCGACGUCUUGACAUCAUCGUUGUUCCCUAUGACGAAUACGCAUGCGCGUUGGUAUAUUUUACUGGAUCCGCCCAUUUCAACCGUUCAUUGCGACAUCUCGCAAAGAAAAAGGGCAUGUCUUUGUCGGAACAUUCACUGAACGUUGGAGUGGUUAGAAAUGGUGCGGAGAAGGUGUUUGAGGGCACCCCAUUGCCUACUCCUACAGAGGCGUCUGUUCUGGAGAUAUUAGGAGUACCCUAUAGGCCCCCAGAGGAAAGGGACCACUAACAAAAGGGGCCAUUAACUGGACCAAGGCUACUUUUCCUCCGCAAUGUGAAAUAUCAAAGGCAGAAGAAUAGCAAAAUAUACAUAUUGGGACUUUGUUAUUGUUUUUAUGCAACCUUUAGGUAAAAUCCUACUGCGGUAUAUCAACACAUAUUUUUCUUUGUAGAGAUAAAAUACAACGAACGGUGUGGGAAGCGAUUGUUUAUACGAGUACAAAGUCCAGUGAGAAGAAUUAGAACGCACAGAUAGGGUCAUGCUCCUUUUUCUAACCACCGUCUGUGAAAGAUAUGCAUCCGGGUGAAGAAAACAGGAGGGUUUCUCAAUGGUAUUUCACUUCUAUACAAUUAAGACAAUAGUAUGAUGUAUUCAUGUACAGUCAACGGUGUCAAGUUAAGAAUUGAAGAUGGCAAGAAAACAUUUAUUUUUUCUCAAAAUUCUUUGAUGUUUCCUUCAUUUACAAAGGCCGACCAUUGGUGAAAAAUUAUAUUUCAUACAUGAUUGUGAUAGAUAUUUUCUGUUAUCCUUGGGGUUAUGAAUCGGGAGUAAACCCUUAAUACAGCCACGGGUAUAUCCCCUUAGGUGAACAUUUCUACUUUCCAAAUGAUCUUCCCUCACUAUCUGAAUUAAAUGUUCAAUGCAAAGCACCGAGAAGGAGGUCAUAGUUACACCAUCGCUCGCAACAUGGGCCGGGGUGAAAGUCCGAUAAAAAUCACCGAGAAAGAUGUCAUACCCAUAUCUUCACCUGAAGUAUGAGGUGAAUUUAAGAUAAGACUCACCAGUUUUGUCUACGUCAUUCAUUUCUUUUGACUCGUGACCGUAUUACUUGGUCAAAAUGUUGCAAGCACAAAGUUAGUGGUUUAGCCUCCCAAUAAUUCACUCUAGAUAUUAAUGUACCGUUGGCCAGGGUACUUCCGUUGACCAGCUAGCGCAGUUUGUUAAUGCGAUAGUAAAAUAAUGUGUCAAGAGUUCGGUCCUGACUUGUUUUACAACCAGAACACUGUUGUUUACUUUUACCAAAGCCAUAUUCACACUGGACAAACGUGUCCAAUGUAUAGUGGCUGUUUUUAGCUCACCUGGCACGAAGUGCCAAGUGAGCUUAUGCCGUGGCGCGGCGUCCGUCGUCCGUCCG
Molecule: messenger RNA, 1573 nt
Organism: Mizuhopecten yessoensis (Yesso scallop)
Lineage: Eukaryota; Metazoa; Mollusca; Bivalvia; Pectinida; Pectinidae
Product: DNA polymerase lambda-like
Exons: 4
Coding region: 1-447 (148 amino acids)
Biological process (GO): double-strand break repair via nonhomologous end joining
Cellular component (GO): nucleus
Molecular function (GO): DNA-directed DNA polymerase activity; DNA binding
Source: RefSeq, a predicted model, not a curated record